This is a messenger RNA of Toxotes jaculatrix (banded archerfish), 6218 nucleotides long. It is a transcript of the gene lpin2, whose product is annotated as lipin 2. The transcript is spliced from 20 exons. Bases 356 to 3235 code for a protein of 959 amino acids. Gene Ontology annotation, biological process: positive regulation of transcription by RNA polymerase II; cellular response to insulin stimulus; triglyceride biosynthetic process. Lineage: Eukaryota; Metazoa; Chordata; Actinopteri; Toxotidae. Gene Ontology annotation, cellular component: endoplasmic reticulum membrane; nucleus; cytosol. Gene Ontology annotation, molecular function: phosphatidate phosphatase activity; transcription coactivator activity. The record is from RefSeq and is a predicted model, not a curated record.
AGGAAUUAGCUGUCCCUUAUCAGCCAUGCACCGCCACCUUAAAGAGGCCAUCCCAUUGGCUGAACCCAUUGUGUCCUGUCAGCUGACUUGAUGAACCCAAGUGCAUAUCCUGCAAAGAAUAGUUCAGAAAAAGGAUGAUAAAUUUUAUGACAGUGUUGCGCAAUUGCCACUGGCACGAGAAAGCUCCAUACUGGUAUUUACCCCUGGGAGGGUUAUUCCAAGGUGAUUAGGUGGGCUCUAUUUGAGACUGGAGUCAGGAUGGCAGGGAGUCAUUAUUUUCAUAAUCUGAGGGAGGAAAACAUUGGUCCCAGUGGAGUAUCCUGAGGUGGGUUAAAUAAGAGCUGGUGCUCCUCUAAUGGUGAUGAAGAGACGUAGAUCCUGGGAGGACAGGGGGCUCCUGGGAAGCAACACCGAGGACAACACAGACAACAGUGAACAGGAUGAGUCCUCAUCUCUGAGGUCGUCUUGGUCCCUGGCAGACACCAUGAACUACGUGGGCCAGCUGGCAGGUCAGGUGCUGGUGACCGUCAAAGAACUGUACAAGGGCAUUAAUCAGGCCACAUUAUCGGGCUGCAUCGAUGUUGUAGUUGUCCGCCAGAGAGAUGGCACCUACCAGUGCUCACCAUUUCACGUGCGCUUCGGCAAGCUGGGUGUGCUGCGCUCCAAAGAGAAAGUAAUUGACAUCGAAGUAAAUGGAGAGCCCGUAGACCUGCACAUGAAGCUUGGUGACAAUGGAGAAGCCUUCUUUGUCCAAGAAGCCGAGCAGCAGAAUCAGAUUGUCCCUGCCCACCUGGCCACCUCCCCAAUACCCACUGAGAGUCACCUGUUCUGGAUCUCAGAGGUGGAGCACAGGGCACCAAAAGAUCUGGAAGAUGACCCCGCUGACCCAGAGGACCCCCCUGAGCCUCCUGUUCCCAGCACCAUGACCACGAAAAAGAAGAAGAGACGGAGGAAGAAGCACAAAGGAGACCCACGAAGAGAGGAGCUGACCCCGCCCAUGUCAGUCACUACUGGUAAUGCUAUUGCUGCUAAUGCACCUGCUGCUACGACUGCUGCUAUGUCCAGCACUGGGCAAAAUGAAGAGAUCUUUGAAAUGGACCUGAGUUCAGAUGAGGAGGCUGCAGCACAUGUCUCUAGGUCACCUUCAGUGACCACAAUGCGUGACGUUGAUCCGAAAUUACCUGCAGCUAGACACAACCUUGAUGGUUAUUCAAUGUCUGAUGGGGACUGGCCAGCAGAUGACAGUCAUGGCUUGUCUCAGGCCUUUUCCCCAAAGAGUGACUCUGAACUGGUGGUCAGGCCUUCAGAGAGUUUGCUCAGAGCUGAGUCCCACAUGCAGUGGACCUGGGGAGAGUUUCCAGAAACAACCAGGGUCACCAAAAAAGAGAAAGCAGAACCACUAAAAACGGUGACCAUCACUCCAUCAGAGAGCACCCACUUCCGGGUCAUCCUCAGCUCCGAGGCCAUGGAGGACGAGACAGAGAUCAAAAAGGAAGUUGGUGCCUCUUCAGUGUGUACUAUCGUCAAGCCCGAGCCACGCACCCCUAUCACCACUGUAACACCGGUGAAUCCUCUCACAUCGGUCAGCACCAUAACCUCCGGGAGUCCUGUAACACCCACAGAGCCCCUGGAUGUCCUGCCACCCAGUGUGGCAACCUCCACCCCUUCCAGCAGCCAACAGAGUGAUUCACCCUCCAAGAAGAAAGGUGUCCCAAAGAGGAGUCAGCAUCAGGGUCCUGAGGAUAUCUACCUAGAUGACCUGAAUGUACUUGAACCUGAUGUUGCUGCACGAUAUUUUCCUAAGAGUGAGUCUGAGGCCGCCACUAAGCACUGGAUGGACUCGGAAAUGCGCUCUGGUUCACAGUCUCCUCAGUCGGUGGGUAGUGCUGCAGCUGACAGUGGGACAGAGUGUCUUUCUGACUCAGCCAGUGACCUCCCUGACGUCACCCUGUCUCUGUGUGGAGGCCUCACAGAAAAUGCUGAAAUAUCCAAAGAAAGGUUCAUGGAGCAUAUCAUCACCUAUCAUGAAUUUGCUGAAAAUCCAGCAAUUAUAGAUAACCCCAACCUGGUAGUAAAGAUAGGAAAUAGAUAUUAUAACUGGACUCUAGCUGCACCCUUAAUUUUAAGUCUACAAGCAUUUCAGAAGAAUUUACCAAAGGCUACAGAGGAGGCCUGGGUAAAGGAGAAAAUGCCAAAGAAGUCAGGCCGCUGGUGGUUCUGGCGAAAGAGGGCGGAUAGUACAAUCAAGCAGUCAGAAACUAAGCUUGAAACCAAGGAGGAGUCUCAUUUGGAGGAGGAAGGACCCACCAUGUCUCAGGAGAAGCUGGCCUUACCGCCUAAAGCAGGAGACUCAUCCAGCGAUGAAGAGGCCAAGGAGGUGAGCGCUGUAUCCUGUCAAGAGAGACUGCAGCCAGUAGAUGGUCAGCACCACCCCAGCCCACACACUUACAGGAAGUCCCUGCGUCUGUCUUCUGAUCAGAUAGCCAGUCUGAAACUGAAGGAGGGACCGAAUGAUGUGACGUUUAGCAUCACCACCCAGUACCAGGGCACAUGCCGCUGCGAGGGCACCAUCUACCUGUGGAACUGGGACGACAAAGUCAUUAUCUCUGACAUUGAUGGCACCAUCACCAAGUCAGAUGUGUUUGGACAGAUCCUGCCCCAGUUGGGGAAGGACUGGACCCACCAGGGCAUUGCCAAGCUCUACCACUCAGUAGCUGAGAACGGCUACAAGUUCUUGUACUGCUCAGCUCGGGCUAUUGGCAUGGCAGACAUGACAAGAGGUUACCUACAGUGGGUUAACGACGGAGGCACCAUCCUGCCCCGGGGACCUCUCAUGCUGUCUCCCAGCAGCCUCUUCUCUGCCUUCCACAGGGAGGUCAUCGAGAAGAAACCGGAGAUCUUCAAGAUUGAAUGCCUUACAGACAUCAAGAACCUGUUCCAGCAUAACAAGCAGCCAUUCUACGCCGCCUUUGGGAAUAGAGCUAAUGAUGUGUUUGCCUAUAAGGAGGUGGGAGUUCCUGUGUGUAGGAUCUUCACAGUUAACCCUAAGGGUGAGCUGAUCCAGGAGCAGACCAAGGGCAACAAGUCUUCCUAUGGCAGGCUUAGUGAGCUGGUGGAGCAUGUGUUCCCUCUUUUGAGCAAAGAGCAGAACGAGGCCUUUGUCAUGCCAGAGUACAGCUCUUUCUGUUACUGGAGACAGCCCAUACCAGACAUCAACCCCGAUGAACUGCUCUGAUCGAGCUCACACGGAGACCCAGGUAUGCGUAUACACGCGACUAGACUGUGCACUUGAAUGCAGCUCCAGCAAAACAUGUGGACUGGAACCCCAACUUCCCUCCAUAAAACUCAAGACACACACAACUCUACACUGCGUGUGACACAGUAACAGGUUUAUGACCAUAAACACAAAAAAGCUAGUUUACUGUAAUUGCCCAUUAGAGAUGAGUGGAAGUUACCUCCAGAGCAGUAAAUCCUGGUGAAUAAUUGCUGAAAAAAAUCUCUUCCCUGGGAGACAAGAGACUAAUCACCAACUAAAUUAUCAUAUUUUCUCAUGCUGUGAAAGCAUCCGAACCCAGCGAGCACUCUUCAGUCCCCAUCACUGUACAGGGAGCGAGAUCGGAGAUGCAUCUCUUUUCUCUGUGACUCCUAGCAGAGAGGAUGAUCUGCUUUUGCCAUCAGGGGAGCGACAGAAGCCCCACACGAGGCAUUAGCCCUUGGCACUAGAGUCUGAGCUGUGCACAUGGAAAAGUUUUCACAUUUUCAGAACACCCUAAGGAAGUGAAAUGGAACAUUCAACGCAAAAGAGAUGUGCUGUUAAUUAAAACAGGAUAGGUAAUUAGCACAGGACAUUAGUCAUGUGCCCGGUAAUGUUUUGUUAUAGCUGCUACGCUUCCCUAGAAGCAGGUAUCCAUCCACUUUAUUUGGAGGCUUAAAAUAUCGAUAGUGGCUGGCAAAUAGCAAACUACGAACCAUUCACAGUCUUGAAUUUCCAGCAGCCUACUGUAAGAACAAGUAGGAGGGCUACUGUAGGUGUUCAGUUUUGUUUGGACAGACUGUGAUUAUUAACUCAGCGCUCGCGGACUCAGAUUUCAGAUGGCCACUUUUUCCUUGGAGAGGUUCAGAGUUAUGUUUGAUAUUGUCAAAAUUCAAGGUCAUACCUGGGAUAUACUUUCUGUCAACAAGUAUGUGAAGAUACACAGUUAGGUGUGACGUUAAAAACAAAAUGAAGCAGCUUCACGAUAUAUGGUCUUGGUGUUAUUUUAAUGUUUAUUCUGUUAUACAAGCUCUGGCGAAUCAAAUGUGUUUUUGUUAACAAUGGAGUCAUUAUUUAUAAUAACAGAUGUUUAAGUUAUUGAUUUCUAUCGUGACGCUUUUGCUUGUCUGAAAAAGUAAUUUAUCACAAAUGCAAUGUGGAAAUAAUUCAAAUCUGUUUUUUGUAUGGUUGGUCACAGGUUAACAUGCACUUAACAGUAACUGCUAGGUCUCAUAUGAGCUCCUUUUUUUUUUGUAUCCCAUUUUCACAAUGACCUGUAUUCCUUAUUUUACAUUGAAUCUUUUAACAUGUAAUGCACAUACACAUUCCUGAGCAAACCUCAGAAUCCGCAGCUUUAGUAUUAAAAUAUGUGUAAAUGUAAGAGAUGACGCUUGAGUUGAAACAGUGGAAAUAAGCAGAUCUGAAAAAGAGCUUAAAAUGAAGGAUUUCCGUUUGCGAUGUCGCCUGUAGGAAGACUAUGGGAUGAUGUCCGUACAUCUGUGUGUGUUUGUGUUUGUGUGUGCGUGCGUGCGUGUGUGCGUGCGUGUGUGCGUGCGUGCGUGCGUGCAUACCUAAUCGCUGAGUGCUGCUGCUGUUGGGGUUGACUGGAUCGUGCACCCUUUGCUUAUGUUCCCUCGGUGGCUUUACUGAGACUUAUCCAACGCACUUUGUCUAAGCUGCACCCAGAGACACAGACUCAGCGUGCCUCCCACCCACAUGCACUUCUCUGAAGGUCUUCGUAGACAGGAGACCAGAGUGUUCAAUUAAUGCAGAGGAAGAGUUCUAGUUUUACCUCUUUGUUGUGUGACUGACUCUCUGACACCACAGACAAAUCAGCUAUUCUGAAACGUGUCAGUGUGAGUAAUUGUUGAACGGUGGUUAUUAUUUGUUGGUUGCAAAGAAAAAUGUUGGAAUUAUAAAAAAAAAAAAAAAAAGGGAAUUAAAAACAAAAUAUUUGGGGUGCUGAAGAGACAUGAAGGUAGCACCACCUCCACCACUUGUGUGUGUGUAUGUGUGUGCAUGUGCAUGUGUGUGUGAGAGACAGAGUAAAGACUGAUCCUGUGCUUCUGCUGACCAGAGGAAGAGCCACUGGGUCUUGUUUGGGAAUAAACAGGAAAUACUUGAUUGUGUACAGGAAGCUUUUUGAAGUGCUUCAGUGGCAUUAUGUGUGUAUGUUUGAGGAAAACAGUUGUGUGCAGAUGAGCCACUCCACUGACAUGGAUCAUACCUCCAGCACAAGUACAACAGUAAGAUGAUGAUGAUGAUGAUGAUGACAUGUGCUUAGCGAGGAUUAAAAAUCAUAAAGGAGCAGGAGCGAGACUUAACAGACAAAACCAUUUGAUGGGGAAAAAAACAAACACAAAGCACAAUUGACGGUGAAAGCUGCAUCCAGAUCGUCAUCCAGAUAUAAGUCAUCAUUAUUUUUGCCUGAAGCGUUUCUGCAUUCACUCUGUGUCACCGAUGUUUUUGUGAUGAUUAAGACGCGUGUUUCGCUUUGAUACGUUUGCUCGUCCUCUACGAAGUGCGGUGAAGUCAAAUAGAUAUAUCUUAUAAUUAACAAAAUGAAUUCCAUUCUUUCUAUGAAAGUAAAGCAUCUUGUGUGGAAGAAUCACACUUCAUCCUCUAUGAUCCUGGGAUAUGUGGUAUAUAAUAUUGUUUUUUUCUCACUGCUCAACUGCUGUGGAAACUGAUCCAGUAUAUAUACUGAUCAUCGCAUUCUUCUGUCUUCGAUGCCUUUUUGUUUUAUCAUUUCUUCUGAAGUGUUUGAUCUUUUUUUGUGGAACUGUUUGUUUCGUUCCAUUCGGAGGUAACGCUUGUUAUUUGAUUGUGUCUGAACAACAGAAAUACCUUAAGUGUACGCUGUGUUUGAUUUGUAUAGAAACGUGGUUCAAAGUAUGUUUAAUGAAGAAAAUCUGUUGUAAGAGGAAAAAAAAAAAUACAGGCCUAAUAAAGCUAACAAAGUGUG